AGAGAGUCGGUAGGAUCAGGAAGAGAAUCAGCGUCACCCAUCGUGUGCAUCUCUCAGUGGCUGCCCGGCCAGCACGCCGGCACUACAGCUUCGAUCGCUCGACCAUGUCUGUGGUGUAUCACGCAUUGCGUCACGCAGGCGCUCGCUCGCUCACAAUCGCUAUCUUCCCCCAACUUCCCCUUCGGUUAAAUUCGUUUCAACUCGGCCGAGUUCGAACGGCCUCGGAAUAAGCGCCGGAAUCGAGCGAAUAGAACGCGUCAACGGCCGAGGUUGUACGAGCUUUCUCGAAAUUGACCGAACUAAUACGAACCGAGACGAAGUAGCACGGCUGUGCACGGGUUGCCUGGUUGCAGGCGCGCAGUGCAGCCGCCGCCGGUCUCCCGCCAGGUCAGUUGCGGCCCGACCGGCGAUGUUCUUCUUCCUUCUCGCUUGAGAGACCACGAGGAGGGAUCGACCUCUCGCGUUUCUCUCUCUCUCUUUCUCUCUCUCUCUAUUUCUCUCUUUUUCUUUCUUUCUUUCUUUAUUGCUCCUCUUUUUAUCAACCUUUGUUAACCCUUAUCCUUUUCUCGUUCGUUCAUUCGUUCGUUCGUUCUCUCGCUGUCUCAUUUUAUUUCUAAUUCACCCUCGUUGUUGUUUCUUUAUCUAUCUUCGUUUGAGCUUUUACAUUGGUGAUUCCACCGACGAGUUUUAUUGAACGUCACACAGCUUCUUCCCGAAUCUUCGACGACAAGAGAAACCACGAAGAUACUAAGGAAACGAAAGACAAGAUGCCAGCAGCCGGUGCAGCAGUACCGGACGUGGCCGAAGGUGCCGGACAAUUAGGUGAAUUGGACGAACCACCUGAACCUCGUGUACGUGGACCGAGCAGUCGAGCUGGAUUGAUGAAGCCAUUGGUUGUCCUUGCGCUUCCUGGAAUGUAUCUUUUUUACAAGUACAGUCAAUACAGACGAGAACAACGCGAGCUUUCACGUAGAAGAGUCACCGAGAGAGAACUUCAACAUCUUCAUCAUAAAAUCGAUAAAUUGUUAACGAAGUUGGAAGAAAACGAACCUGAAUUGGCCUCUUCGCAGGAGGACGAAUGCGUAAUAUGCGUGAACGCGAGAGCUACGAUGCAAACGGCACCGUGCGGACACCGUGUAGUUUGCAGACGUUGCUUCGUCAAAACGAUCCAGAUGGCUGUGUCGCAACGUCUCUUACCGUUGAGAUGUGUCAUAUGCAGAGCAAAAAUUCUUCGAUUGAAGCAAACUCUUAUUCCACGAGAUUACUCGAUGUCUGGAAAAUCAUGGGUCUUACCUCAAAGUGCAUCGGAGUAUAACAUGGGAAUCGGUGUAAGCGUUGGAGUUUCUGGACCAGGAGGAAGAUGGGGUACAGGAAGUGUACCAGCUUCUGCUUCUCUUUAUUCUAUGGCCAGUGGUUCGUCAUCCAUUUCCGGAGUGUCUUCCGUGUCUUCGGCUACGUCGUCGUCUGCUAGUAGUACCGGAAGUACCGGUUCCACCUUAGGUAAACCAACGAGAGUUAGACAACCAAGCGGUGCGACACUCAGACGUUCUCAAACUCAAUCGAUGAAAUUACGUAUUCAAGAAUACCAGGAUCCAAUUCAGCAAGUCGCUGAUGAAGAAGACAUUAUGAGAGAAAAUCGUAGAUUACCGCCUAUAAAAGAAUUUCAAAGAGAUUAUCGUGCUGGAAAGGCCUCAACUAGAAUACGAUGUGCUCAGAAGAUUGUGACGCAAUUGGAAACAACACCGAGUACAAGAAUGACGUCGAACAACGUUCAGACAACGGUGACAACAACGACCACGUCGUCAUCUUCGUCGUCGUCGUCCUCGUCAUCGUCGUCGUCAUCGUCGUCGUCAUCGACGAACGGUACAAACGUUACAACGAACGUUACGAACGGUACAACAAACGUUACGAACGGACGUUCGACGUCGAAAAGGCCACCCGUACAACCGAAAAUUUCGGUUGUACAGGAGAUACAAAAAUUGAAGAAAGAAAAGGAACGAGAAAAGGAAAGGGAAAAAGCGGAAAAAGCAAGGCAAAAGGAGGAAGAAAAAGCUGAGAAGAAUAGGCAAAAGGAAGCCAAAAAAUUAGCCAAGGAAGAAAAGAAACGUGCGAAAAAGGAAGCAAAAGCGAGACGGAAGGAAGCCGAGGAAGCCCUUUUGAGGGACGACAAGUAGAAUCGAGAUCUUUAGAAUUAGAUAAUCGAUGAUUAAGAUAGUUGGACUCGUGAAAUUGAGUCAAGUGUGAAAAGGACUAUUCAAGGAAUUGGAGCAUUGUACCUGAUGAGUCACAGAUUGAUCCUGAUUUUUUUAUAUAUUGACAUUUAUAAAAAUGAGAUUGAUAAUAAAAGAUAGAAAUAUUUAAUAAAAAA
Polistes dominula (European paper wasp) is the source of this 2368-nucleotide messenger RNA. RefSeq lists its product as uncharacterized. NCBI's taxonomy places the organism in Eukaryota, Metazoa, Arthropoda, Insecta, Hymenoptera, Vespidae. The record is from RefSeq and is a predicted model, not a curated record. Gene Ontology annotation, biological process: nucleosome assembly. Gene Ontology annotation, cellular component: nucleus; CAF-1 complex.